Venturia canescens is the source of this 1257-nucleotide messenger RNA. RefSeq lists its product as uncharacterized. Gene Ontology annotation, biological process: DNA integration. The transcript has 2 exons. The record is from RefSeq and is a predicted model, not a curated record. NCBI's taxonomy places the organism in Eukaryota, Metazoa, Arthropoda, Insecta, Hymenoptera, Ichneumonidae. The coding region runs from base 1 to 1257 and encodes 418 amino acids. Gene Ontology annotation, molecular function: nucleic acid binding.
AUGUGCGAUCACUGUAUCGGUCUACCGGAUGAAGAGCAGCAGUCAUUGCCCAUCCAAAACACCCAUCCAGGCGCAUUUCCCAAAGAAAUCUCAUUGCCAUCUCAGGAAUGUAGCACAGGAUACAUAAAUCUCGCAUUAGGGGACCACUGCAUCCCCCCUCCACUUCCUCACUACCCUGAGGACCCAGUGGCUAAGACGGAAGCGAUCUUAGUGAAAGACUAUUGGAUUCCAGGAUUGCCCGAAAAACUAGAAAAGUUAAUGCGAAAUUGCGUCGACUGCAUUGUAGCAGAGCGCAAACAGGGAAAACAAGAAGGUUAUCUCAACGCUAUCGCGAAAGGGAUCACGCCAUUGGAUACCUUCCACAUUGACCACCUCGGUCCUUUACCAUCAACGAAGAAGAGCUAUAGACACAUUUUGGUCGUCAUUGAUGGAUUCACGAAGUUCACUUGGUUGUACGCAACAAGAUCUACGACAGCGCUCGAAGUCAUCGAUCGUCUGAGCAAGCAAGCUGCAAUUUUUGGUAAUCCUCGUAGGAUAAUAUCCGACCGCGGUACUGCGUUUACCGCCAAAGAGUUCGAAGAUUACUGCAAGAAAGAAGAGAUCGAACACAUUUUGACGACGAUGGGAAUACCCAGAGCAAACGGUCAAGUCGAGAGAGUUAAUCGGACAUUAAUUCCUCUGAUCUCUAAGUUGACAGCGCCGAAAGCAGGAGAAUGGUUCCGAUACUUAGGCCUAGCGCAGCAGUAUCUAAAUACGUCUUUUCAUCGCAGCAUAGGAUCCACGCCUUUCCAAGUGAUGCUUGGAGUACGUCCGCGUUUACGAGAAGACGUGUCACUUCGAGAGAUGGUAGAAAAAGAAUUCAUCACAUCAUUCGAAGAAGAGCGCGAUGAGAUACGAUGUCAAGCGAAAGAACGAUUGCAGAAAAUCCAAGAAGAAAACAAAAGGGGUUACAACAAAAAACGAAAGGAAGCGAGAGCGUAUAAAGAGGGAGACUUGGUCGCUAUCAAGAGGACACAGCAGGGUCCAGGGUUGAAAUUUGCAUCGAAAUUUCUCGGUCCAUACGAGAUCAGUCGUGUAUUGCGUAACGAUCGAUAUCUCGUACAAAAGGUUGGAGAACACGAAGGCCCAAAACAAACUUCAACAGCUGCCGAUCACAUGAAACCAUGGGUUGACUACGCAGAUUCGGAGGACGAUGCAAGCGACAUCGGAGAGCUACAUCCGAGGGCGGAUGAAGAGAUUCAGGACGGCCGAGUGUAG